Cornus florida is the source of this 720-nucleotide messenger RNA. Its product is annotated as F-box/kelch-repeat protein At3g23880-like. NCBI's taxonomy places the organism in Eukaryota, Viridiplantae, Streptophyta, Magnoliopsida, Cornales, Cornaceae. The transcript has 2 exons. Gene Ontology annotation, molecular function: protein binding. The record is from RefSeq and is a predicted model, not a curated record. The coding region runs from base 1 to 720 and encodes 239 amino acids.
AUGGGUAGGAAGACGAAGAGGGAGAAGAAGGGAGAAGAGUUAUCACCAAUCCUCCCGCACGAUCUCACAGUCGAAAUACUAUCAAGACUACCAGUGAAGUCUAUUGUACUAUUUAAGUGUGUAUGCAAGUCUUGGCUCACCAUGUUCGCAGAUUCUCAAUUUAUCAAGCUUCACCUCACACGGUCUAACAACUCUAAACUCGUCCUCACACAUUCGUUUAACUUUCUGGGAUAUCUUCCUCCUCCAAGUCUCUGUGUGUCGUCUUGCGGUGGCAUGGUUGAAGACCAGGGGAGUACUAGGAUUGACGUUGAUGGAAUUCAUAUCUUAAAUGAUGAUCAUAUGUAUGAUAAUGAUGAUGAUGGUGAUGGUUAUGAUUAUGAUUAUGAUGGUAAUCAUAAGAAUACAGGGAUGAUGAGUAUAGACGGAUCUUGUCGUGGCUUGGUGUUAUGCCAUUUUACCGAUUACCACACGUUAUACUUGGUGAAUCCGUCAACUGGAGAAGUGUUUAAAUUGCCAGACUCACCAUUUAAAAAUUCUGCUGAUGUUGCAUCUUUUGGACUUGGCUAUGAUUCAUCCCUUGAUGACUACAAGGUUGUAGUAGUCUCAUUAUCAAUGUUUUUGAAUGGCAAAUUCCACUGGUUCGAUGAAGAUGGGAGUACAAUUGUUUCUCUUAGUUUAGAUGAGGAAAAAUUCGGAGAUGUUCCAUUACGUCCUGGUUAG